Messenger RNA from Impatiens glandulifera, 1271 nucleotides. RefSeq lists its product as uncharacterized. NCBI's taxonomy places the organism in Eukaryota, Viridiplantae, Streptophyta, Magnoliopsida, Ericales, Balsaminaceae. The transcript has 4 exons. The record is from RefSeq and is a predicted model, not a curated record. The coding region runs from base 140 to 1117 and encodes 325 amino acids.
UAUCUUUUCGCAUUGACAAUUCUCUUUCUGCCAUUUGGCUCAAUCCCCGCCAACACUUGGGGGAGCUGGUCACAAAGAAGAAGAAGAAGAAGAAAGAAAGAAUAAGCUGUGACCUACCCUAUCGUGAAAAGAGGCGACAAUGGAACAGAGUAAUGCUGCUUCUGAAGAAGAAGAAACCGAUCUCGUUGAUUUUUUCAAUCAAGACGAGUCAGCCAUAGCCGACAUCUUACUUCUCCUUUCUAAUUCCAAACCCAGGAAGCCGAUUCAUGACAAGGGUAAUCAUUUCACUGUCACUCACCAAUCCCAAUCCUUUCUUCUGCCCGAUUGGGCCUCUAAAAAGAGGAGAUCUACAACUAAUAGAGCGGUAAGAGCGCCGCCAAGCAAAAAAGAGUUGCCACCAAGCCCCGCAACCCCGCUUCUGUUCUCAUCAAGCGAAUCAGAGGACAAGCUCAACCGCAAAAUCCGCGUAACCCAAAAGAAAAAGAGACAAGUAUUGAAGAAGAACGUCGAGGGUUUGGUUGGGUGCAGGGAGACAUUGAGAGUGGAAUUACAGAAAGUGGGGACAUAUCAUUCCCAGCUUCAAGAAAUCAAUUUGGCAUUGAAGACCAUGAAACAAGAUUUGAGUACUACUGUUACUACAACUACUGCUUCUAAUAAUGGAAAUGGUUAUCCAACAACGAUGCACAACAACAAUUGUGUAGUUAUCCAACAGUUACAACAACAGCAGCCGUACAACAUGUUUGUGAAUCAAACGGAUGCAUCAUGCCCAUCAUCAUUGAAUUGUUCAUGGCAGACCCAGAUUCAGAACUUCCAACAGUCGUGCAGAAACAGCAGCAGCAGCCAAUUGGGAAUGGGGGCUUUACUUUACUUAUCAUCUUCUGGGCCUCAGUUGGUCGUCAACAAGAGACCUGAUCUGAAUGCACCGUCUGAAAGCGGCUACCUUUUCAAUGUGCACCCAUCGGAUCUUAGAAGAACUUUUUCAGAUGCGGAGAAGAAGGCAAAAUAUGCUGCAGCUCGGAAGCUGAGGAUGAACAACAACAGGAUGAAACAGACAAGGCGAAUGUCUUCUUCUUCUUCUACAGCCAAAAUCAAAAUGCAGACAUUCAUGUCCAGAUGAGGGUAGUAGUAUAUAUACAUAUAUAUAUUUACUGUCUUCUUUUCCAUUCCCCUUUUUUUUAAUUUACUUUUUACAUUUAUUGAUUAAUACUUCUUCAUACUCACUAGCUAGUUGAGAUUUUGAACUGCAAUACUAAUAAUAGUGUUUUGUAUUG